UGAUGGGUACUGAUAGAUGGCACUGACUGGCAUCACUGCUGGGCACUGACUGGCGGCACUGACUGGCACAACCCCUGGGCACUGACUGAUGGCACUGACUGGCAGCACUGCUGGGCUGCACUGGUGGGUGGCACUGGUGGGCAGCACUGGUGGGUGGGCACAGGUGGGUGGCACUGGUGGGCACAGGUGGGUGGGCACAGGUGGGUGGCACUGCUGGGCACAGGUAGAGUGGCACAGGUGGGUGCACUGCUGGGCACAGGUGGGUGCACUGCUGGGCACAGGUGGGUGAUCUGCUGGGCACAGGUGGGCG
Molecule: messenger RNA, 310 nt
Organism: Staurois parvus
Lineage: Eukaryota; Metazoa; Chordata; Amphibia; Anura; Ranidae
Source: the annotation of a GenBank genome assembly